AUAGUCUUAAUUAGUCUUUAAAGAACACAGAUAUAAUAUGGACUUCAACGGAAAAGUUGUACUUGUUACAGGAGCUAGCUCGGGUAUUGGUGCAGAAGUUGCCAAGGAAUUUGCCGGUUACGGAGGCAAAUUGGUUUUAGUCGGACGUAACGUAGAGAGAUUAAAUAAGACUGCUGAAGCUUGCUUAAAUUCAAGUAAUCACCUAAUAAUACAAGCAGACGUCACAAAUGAAGAAGAAGUAAAGCAAAUGUUUAAAACGGCCCUUAAUAAAUUCCAAAGAUUGGAUAUUUUGGUAAAUAAUGCUGGUAUCAUUGAAAUUGGCAGUAUUGAGAACACUAGCCUUGAACAAUACGAUCGCGUCAUGAAUAUAAAUAUGCGUUCGAUUUAUCACUUAACAAUGCUUGCAGUUCCUGAAUUGAAAAAAAACAAAGGUAAUAUUAUCAACGUAUCUAGUGUAUGCGGUUUACGUUCCUUUCCCGGAGUAUUAGCAUACAACAUCUCUAAAUCGGCUUUAGAUCAGUUUACUAAAUGUGUCGCCUUGGAGUUGGCCGCAGCCGGUGUGCGUUGUAAUUCCGUUAAUCCGGGCGUUAUUACAACAGAAUUACAUAAACGCGGUGGCAUGGAUGAAACUGCGUAUGAGAAAUUUCUAGAACAUUCUAAAGAUACUCAUCCUUUAGGCAGAGUUGGUACCGUGAAGGAUGUUUCUAAUGCUAUAUGUUUCCUGGCUAGUGACAAAGCGAGCUUUAUAACCGGUUGUAAUAUGCCGGUAGACGGUGGUAAACAAGCCACUUGUCCCAGAUGAAAACAUUUCGAUUAAUCUUGUAUUGGAAUUAAUAAAAAUCAUAU
This is a messenger RNA of Glossina fuscipes, 846 nucleotides long. Its product is annotated as 3-oxoacyl-[acyl-carrier-protein] reductase FabG-like. The record is from RefSeq and is a predicted model, not a curated record. Gene Ontology annotation, molecular function: oxidoreductase activity. The transcript has a single exon. Lineage: Eukaryota; Metazoa; Arthropoda; Insecta; Diptera; Glossinidae. The coding region runs from base 38 to 802 and encodes 254 amino acids.